Molecule: messenger RNA, 700 nt
Organism: Corticium candelabrum
Lineage: Eukaryota; Metazoa; Porifera; Homoscleromorpha; Homosclerophorida; Plakinidae
Product: small ribosomal subunit protein mS25-like
Exons: 4
Coding region: 16-507 (163 amino acids)
Cellular component (GO): mitochondrion
Molecular function (GO): structural constituent of ribosome
Source: RefSeq, a predicted model, not a curated record
GAUACCCGAGGCUUGAUGGCGCUGCGGCCAAAGGGCAGGUUUGGCUUUCGGCGGACUUUGGAAUAUCUUGAGAGCGGGAGAGUUUAUUUAAAAGACAACGUGAAGACAAUUUCUGUUCAUUAUAAAACUCACGGGGUUGGACAUCGUGGACUACAGCGUUUCUGGCAUGAACACAUACCCCAGAUACAGUACAAGAACCCUGAUGUCCAGAUAUUCAGUGAGAAGAACAUUGGAGAAUUGCCGAUUGUCAGAAUAUACUUUGGUGACGGUCGGAAGACAAAAUUGGAUGUGGAAGGUAAAUCUAGUGAUACAAUAUUAGAAGACUUGAAAGCAAUAGCCGCACAGACAGGAUCGAACGCUGGGAAAGAAGCAAAACCACAUCCGGCAGACUUUGGACAAAUAGGCAGGAAGUGCAUUUGUGAGAUUCCUGGACAGGUUCCUUGUCCAGCGAAGGUGCCUUUACAAAACGUGUCUCACUCUUGGCACAACAAGGGCUCGUCUAGUUAGCAUGUGUCGUUGCAACUGUCACUGUGCAAUAUAGAUGAUUGAUAUAAAUAGCAGUGUUGUAUGGUAUGGUUAAUUAGUUAAUCAAGGAAAAAGCUAGUUUAUUCCAAUUUGUGGAGUGCUUUCUGGUUGAUAUCUAUUUGUUAGUUGUUGGUAAUUUGAUGAUGUUUUACAGGGUGUUUGUUGUAUUGAGUUU